AGAGAUGAUUUUGUUUUUGUUUUUUUUUUUUGAUUCAAGAAUUUGAUUCUACCUUACCACUUUGAAAAUAAUGUUUUCGAAAUCAUUUUUGGAAUAUCAUCACCACCGCAUCAUGUCCUUCUGUAUGAUAAUUGUUUACGGUCUAAUCAUUGCGGUGGUUAUCGAUGGACAACCACCACCACCAUUAUCAUCUUCUGGUGAAAUCGAUGAUGUUUCAACAGCCAUACAACAAUGUUACGAUUCACCUGCCGAUUUAUUUCAAGUUUUUCCACAAUUAAAUAAUACAUUCAAGAUAAAAAUAAAAAAUAAAUGCCUUCAAUUACCUGAGCUGGAAAUCUAUCUUUACAUAUUUGAUUUAUCAAUUGUUGAUCAAAUUUUCGCCAAAGAAAUUGAUCAAUUAGAUUCGACGAAAGUAAAUUCCAUAAAAAUUAAUCGUCCAACAAUGAUAUUUGGUCGUCAGGAAUUGACAAAUUUUCAACAACCAUUGGCACGUUUUAAAUUUGGUAUUGUAUUUUUUGAUCAUACUGGUGUUGUACAUAAAGCAUUACAUCCAAAAGUAUUUUAUUUCCACACAAAUCAAUCAUCAUCAUCAACGAUUGAAAUUUUAUUGAUAAUCAUAUUGGGUAUUUUAUUACUUAUAACUUGUAUUUUGUUGGCAAUGUUGAUUUACAUAAAUUAUUGUGGAAAUCGUCGACAAAAAGCCAAUGGAAUAUUUUUCUGGCGUAAAUUGCCGAAUAGAACAACGAUGAAAGCACAUUUACUGAAUAAUAAUAAUAAUGACCAGGAAAAUCCAUCCGAAGCGAUAAUUUUCGAACCAAAAUCCAAUAUAAUCUAUGUGGAUAAAAUUAUUAACCAGAUUCCGGAAUUAUUAAAUGAAGAAAGAAUCAGACAAGAAUAUGAUAGUGUACCAAAAUCUAAAAUGAAUAGCUGGAAUGAUGGCCGCUUACCGCAACAUAAAUCAAAAAAUCGUUAUGGUAAUCUUCUACCAUAUGAUCAUACCAGGGUUAUAUUGAAAGAAGAUUCGCCCGAAGAUACCAGUUAUAUAAAUGCAAAUUUUAUUGAUGGUUAUCGUCGUCCCAGACGUUAUAUUGCAUCACAAGGACCAAUCGAUACAACGAUUGAAGAUUUUUGGCGUUGUAUUUGGCAAUAUAAAUGUCAACAACUGGUAAUGUUAACGAAUUUGGAAGAAAGUGGCCGUAUGAAAUGUGAAAAAUAUUGGCCCGAUUCAAGUAGAUUUUAUGGCCGUAUUAAAGUUACCCUACAAACAACCGAAUUGUUUGCCGAUUAUGUUAUACGAACAUUUUUAUUGGAAAAAUUCACCAAUAAUAAUAAUGGUGAUUCCCAAUCGAUGAUUGUUAAUCAAUAUCAUUUCAUAUCAUGGCCUGAUCAUAAUGUACCAUUAUAUGUUUGUACGCUAAUCAGUUUUAUGAAUCGUAUACGUUCGGAUUUAUUUUAUAAACAAGCACCGCAUAUAAUUGUACAUUGUUCAGCCGGUAUAGGUCGUACCGGUGCAUUCAUCCUGAUUGAUUCAAUGCUAGAAAUGGCAUUGAAAGAAAAAAAAAUUGAUAUCCUUGGUCAUUUCUGUCGUAUGCGUAUGCAACGUAUUAAUAUGGUUGAAAAAUUUAGUCAAUAUUUAUUUGUUUAUCAUAUACUGAUUGAAGCAUUAUCACAUGAAUCAUCCGAUAUUUGUUGUCAGGAUUUUCAAAAUUAUUUUGAAUCAAUGACCAAAGGUAAUCAUAAUCAAAAUAAUCAUCGUAGUCAUCAUCGAGAGUCAAAAUGUCGCCUACGUAAACAAUUUGAAAUAUUAAAUAUUAUGUCGAAUCGUAAAUCAAAUCAAUCAACAACCGGUAAUCAAUCAUCAUCAUCGAAAUUUGGUCUAAUGAAUAGUAAAUUAAAUCGUCGUGAUGAUGUUAUUCCACCCGACAAUGCUCGGGUUAUACUACCGAAUCAUGAAGAUUAUAUCAAUGCUGUCUAUAUUAAUGGAUAUCGUAAAAAAGAUGCCUAUAUUGUAACACAGAUACCAUUCGAAAAUAAUCGACAACAAUUUUGGAAUAUGAUUGAAUAUUUAAAAUGUACAACAAUCGUAUUGUUGGGCAAUGUAUUUCAAGAUGAACAAAUUUAUUGGCCAACAAUAUUGAACAAGAAAUUUGAUUUUAAUAAUAAUGAAUUAUCAGUUACAUUGAUUCAGGAAGAAAUUCUAUCCAAUAAUACUUCAUCAUCAACAAUGAUUAUAAUGAGAACAUUUCAAAUACAUCCAAAUGAUUUAAUUGUUAGACAAUUUCAUUUGAAAAAUUUCAGUGUUGGUGAUGAUGGAACGACAAGUGGUUGUGGUGGUGGUGGUUGUUCAACAACAAAAAUUUUAUCAACGAAAACUUCAUCGACAAUACGAUCAUGUUAUGAAUUGAUUGAGCUUCGAGAGAAAUUGGAUCAAUAUUCAUCGAUAACAUCGUCGUCGUCGUCGGCGACAAGUUCACAUCCAUUAGUUGUACAAUGCAUUGAUGGUGUACAAUUUAGUGGACUAUUCUGUGCGGCUGAUUUUAUAUUCGAACGUAUUAAAGAAGAACAACAAAUUGAUGUAUUUUUGGCUGUACAAAAAAUUCGUGCUAAUCGUCCACAAUUUAUUAUUAAUUAUGAACAAUAUCUAUAUCUACAUCAAGUGGCAUUAGCCUAUUUACAAUCAUUCGAACAAUAUGCAAAUUUUAAAUGAAAACUUUCAAAUUCUGAUGUUUUUUUUCUGUUUUUAAAUUUUGUUCCUGGAUCAUCAUC
Molecule: messenger RNA, 2766 nt
Organism: Dermatophagoides pteronyssinus (European house dust mite)
Lineage: Eukaryota; Metazoa; Arthropoda; Arachnida; Sarcoptiformes; Pyroglyphidae
Product: receptor-type tyrosine-protein phosphatase epsilon-like
Biological process (GO): motor neuron axon guidance; protein dephosphorylation
Molecular function (GO): protein tyrosine phosphatase activity
Source: RefSeq, a predicted model, not a curated record